UGAAAAAAAAUAGACUUAUUUUUUCUCAUUGUUGCCAGUACUGCAAAACUUUUGCAAUAAAGAUACAUAAAUAAACGUCCCCCGUUCUAGUGCCGUUUACCAGCCACUCCGAUCUGAUUCAAACGAAUCGUUAUGGCCACCUCAGCUGCUGCCCCCACUAAGCAGGAGAUCGAGUCCGUCUUCAGUCGCCUGCGCUCCCAGCCAGCCAACAAAUCCUGCUUUGACUGUGCGGCCAAGGCUCCAACAUGGUCUUCGGUUACCUAUGGCAUCUUCAUUUGCAUCGACUGCUCGGCAGUUCACCGCAAUCUCGGUGUGCACUUGACCUUUGUGCGGAGCACCAAUCUGGAUACUAACUGGACAUGGCUGCAGCUACGUCAGAUGCAGUUGGGGGGCAAUGCGAACGCUGCACAGUUCUUUCGGGCGCACAACUGCAGCAGCACAGACGCCCAAGUCAAGUACAAUUCGCGGGCGGCGCAGCUCUACCGGGACAAGUUGUUAUCUCAGGCUCAGCAGGCAAUGAAGGUGCACAGCAACAAGCUGCAUCUGGAGAAUUUGGACAAAAGCGAAGGUAAUGAGGCCGCCAAGGAGGAGGACUUUUUUGCCCAGUGCGACAAUGAAGAGGACUUCAAUGUGGAGAACAACAACUUGAGCCAGCUUGAUCAAAAGCCGACUAUUGUUGCUCCGGUUGCCGACUUAGAGACUCAGUUGUGUGGUGGUGCUCCAAGCGUAGAUCUGCUCAAUUCGGUCGCGGCCCCAAAAGUUCCAUCUUCUAUUGGCGUUCGCAAGAUUCAGCCCAAAAAAGGAGGACUGGGGGCUCGUAAAGUGGGAGGCCUGGGAGCUACCAAGGUCAAGACCAACUUCGCAGACAUCGAAGCACGUGCGAACGCUGCCAAUGAGAUGAAGACAUCCCUUGCCCAGGCAGUGCCCGCGGACAAGAUUCAGACGGCCGAGGAAGAGUUGGAGACGGUGGCCAGCAUGCGACUAGCGUACCAGGAGCUCUCUUUGCAGAAGACUCGCGAGGAGGCCAAGCUGAAAAACAUGGAUCCAGCCAAGGCCAAGCAGAUGGAGCGUCUGGGCAUGGGCUUCAGCCUGCGUGGGUCAGACGUGGCCCAUUCAGCCAUUGCCGACAUGGAGACUCUACAGCAGUCGGCCGCUCCAAAGAGCAAGCUGUCUGCCCUAGAGAGCGACAACUUUUUCACUGACUAUUCCCUCUAUGGAAACAGCAGCAGCGGCGGGUCAGUUAGUUCUAGCGAGAAGCGCGAGAACUCUGUUAACGGCUCUAGCAAGCUGGAUAAGUUUGAACUCGAUUCACUGGGCUACGAGACGAUAGAGCCCAUUGGCGGCACGCACAGCAACAUUACGUCUAUGUUCGCCACCAGUAAUGCCUAUGACAAUACCAAGGCGUCGACUGCGGGAAAAAGCGGAUCUAGCAGUGGAUUUACUGCCACAGCCACCACGAAAUCGACCGGAAAAAGCAAAGCCACUGUCAGCAAUGAUCCGGUGAUCGCCCAGCAAAAGUUCGGAAACUCCAAGGGCUUCGGCUCUGACCAAUACUUUGCCAGCGAACAGUCACCAGCUGACAUAAGCGCUAGCUUAAACCGCUUCCAGGGAUCGCGAGCCAUAUCAUCGUCUGACUAUUUUGGCGACGGGACUCCUGGCAGCAGUGCCGGCACUAGAGGCGGUGGAUACUCGUCAUCGGUCAACUUCAGUGCUCCUGACCUGGAUGUGGAGAGCGUAAAGGAGAGCGUGCGUCAGGGUGUGCACAAAGUGGCCGGCCGGCUAAGUAAUCUGGCGAACGACGUGAUGACCUCGUGGCAGGACAAAUAUGGCUACUGAUAUCGGCUAGAUUCCCGUACUGCUCUGGGAGACAGCGACAUCGCGAGGAAGACCACUAGCGGAGUCAGACAGCAGUCUAAUUUUAACGUUUUUAUAUAUUAGUCACAUUUAGCGAUUAUGCAGAAAGUUAUGAAGGAUUCCAAGCAGUUAGAAACUUAGCAUAGCAUCAGGGGAGCAGAUUGCAUUCUGCUUACCACGUAUCGUUCUUACAUAUAUGAAAUAUAACAGCAGAAACUGAAACUAAAUCCAUGCAGUAAAAAGAGCUGUAUAGUUUA
Molecule: messenger RNA, 2111 nt
Organism: Drosophila serrata
Lineage: Eukaryota; Metazoa; Arthropoda; Insecta; Diptera; Drosophilidae
Gene: ArfGAP3
Product: ADP-ribosylation factor GTPase activating protein 3
Biological process (GO): COPI coating of Golgi vesicle
Molecular function (GO): GTPase activator activity
Source: RefSeq, a predicted model, not a curated record